This is a messenger RNA of Octodon degus (degu), 1254 nucleotides long. It is a transcript of the gene Actl9, whose product is annotated as actin like 9. Gene Ontology annotation, cellular component: axon; membrane; cytoplasm. The coding region runs from base 1 to 1254 and encodes 417 amino acids. The record is from RefSeq and is a predicted model, not a curated record. Gene Ontology annotation, molecular function: nucleosomal DNA binding; protein kinase binding. Gene Ontology annotation, biological process: axonogenesis; cell motility. Lineage: Eukaryota; Metazoa; Chordata; Mammalia; Rodentia; Octodontidae. The transcript has a single exon.
AUGGAUGUGAAUGGUGCCAGGGCCCCAGAACCCCCGCCCUCCCCAAAGGCUCCAGAGCGGGAUUUGAACCCCAGUGCCCUCCUGAGGAGCGGGACUCCGCCUCAGGACUCCCAAGGCAAGGUGGGCGGCAGCCUGCUCGGGAAGGCGGCAGUGGUGAUCGACAUGGGCACAGGCAGUUGCAAGGUGGGCUUCGCCGGGCAGGCGCGCCCCACCUGCACCGUGGCCACCAUCCUGGGCUGCGGGCCCCGGAGCGCGGCCGGCCCCGGGCAGCAGCCAUUGGAGACGCUCAUCGGCCAGGCGGCCCGUGCGCGCCCCGACCUGCAGCUGCUGCAGCCAGUGCGCGCCGGAGUCGUGCAGGACUGGGAGGCCGCGGAGCUGCUCUGGAGCCACGUGCUGGAGCACGACCUGCGCGUGGACCCCCGCGACCACCCGCUGCUCUUCUCCGACCCGCCCUUCAGCCCGGCCACCAACCGCGAGCAGCUGCUGGAGACGGCCUUCGAGGCGCUGCGCUGCCCGGCUGCCUUCGUGGCCUCGCAGGCGGUGCUGUCCGUCUACGCGCACGGCCGGGUCAGCGGGCUGGUGGUGGACGCGGGCCACGGGGUCAGCUGCGCCGCGCCCGUCUUCCAAGGCUACCCGCUGCCGCACGCGGUGGAGCGCCUGGACCUGGCCGGCAGCCACCUGACCGCCUUCCUGGCCGAGGCGCUGCGGGGCGCGGGCUGGGCGCUCGGGCCGCGCCACCUGGACGCCGUGGAGCGCAUCAAGCACGACCACUGCUUCGUGGCCUCGGAUUUCCCGCGGCUGCAGGCGCGCCCUGACGCGCAGAGCCUGCGCUCCGUGCCGCUGCCCGACGGGCGCACGCUCAAGCUGGGCAAGGAGCUGUUCCAGGGCCCCGAGCUGCUCUUCCGCCCCCCGCAGGCGCCGGGGCUGCCGCGCGAGGGCCUCCCCGCCCUGGCCGCGCUCAGCCUGCGCAAGCUGCCGGCCGAGGCGCGGGCGGCCGUGGCGCGGCGCGUGCUGCUGUGCGGGGGCUCCUCGCUCUUGGCGGGCUUCCAGGCCCGCUUCCGGGCCGAGCUGCUGUGCUCGCUGCCCCAGGAGGCGCGCUCUGUGACGGUGGUGGUGGCCCGGCCCAGCCGGGGCUGCUCGGUGUGGAUCGGGGGCUCCGUGCUGGCCUCGCUGAGCGCCUUCCGGUCCUGCUGGGUCCUGCGGGAGCAGUACGAGGAGCAGGGGCCGCACGUGGUGUACAGCAAGUGCCACUGA